AUGUCCGCGUCACCAGAAUCCGCCACUCCGCCUACUCCGCCGCCAAAGGCCUCUCCUGUCUCCCCUCCCAGAGCUCCGCGCAAGGACGAGCCACCGGUCGGUUUCCACUAUCUGGUGAACGACGAAAUUCCUUCGACGCCAACCUGGAAGACGUCUUUCGGCCCGAGUGAAAAGGUUGAAGAAGACAGGGCAUGGGUCAGCAGCAUUGCGUCGGUUGCAAAGAGCGAAGAGCAGAGACGGCCCAUGUGGGCCAACAACAAGAAGAAGGACCGGCGCAUUUCACUGCAACUGCCAACUAUCCAACAUGUUCCUGAGGAAAAGGAUGCUGACGACUUGCUACCAAUUGCCAGUCCCUUGAGCGCUCGACCGUCCCCCGACAAGCUGUACUUCUCCGGCAAAGCAAAGUCACUGGAAGGCAUCGCGCUCCGGGCAUUUUGUUUGGGUAUUGCACUUGCCCUCUCGGUAGUGGCUAUUGCUGCCAUUCUUCUAUUCUCGUCCUCACCUCUCUGGCGCGUGCCCUUCUUCUUUGCCGCCCUCUCAACAUUCCACUUUCUCGAAUUCUGGACGACGGCAAAGUAUAAUACACAAGAAGCCAAAGUUGAUUCGUUCCUCUUGACGGCGAACUGGCCCAUGUACUUUAUUGCACACUCGGCGGCUACGAUUGAAUGCUUGUUCACCAAGCUGAUAUGGCCGAAUCGCUCGUGGGCUCCGUUGUACACUGGCCACAUUCUGCUCCUGAUUGGACUUAUACUCGUUCUUAUAGGCCAGUUCGUUCGGGCCACUGCCAUGAUGCAGCUCGGAACAAACUUCAACCACAUUGUUCAAGACAGAAAGAAGACGGGGCACGAGCUGGUGACCUCGGGCAUUUACGGAGUCAUGAGACACCCAUCUUAUUUCGGCUUCUUCUAUUGGGGCAUAGGGACACAAAUAGUCCUUGGAAACCCGAUAUGCUUUGUCGCGUACCUCGCCGUACUGUGGCGGUUCUUCUCGACGAGAAUAAGAGCCGAAGAGGCACACAUGGCACGCUUCUUUGGCGAGGAUUUCACCGAAUAUCAAAAGCGUGUACCAACCAUGAUUCCCUUGAUUCGUUGA
Pestalotiopsis fici W106-1 is the source of this 1092-nucleotide messenger RNA. RefSeq lists its product as uncharacterized. Gene Ontology annotation, molecular function: protein C-terminal S-isoprenylcysteine carboxyl O-methyltransferase activity. Gene Ontology annotation, cellular component: endoplasmic reticulum; membrane. The record is from RefSeq and is a predicted model, not a curated record. Gene Ontology annotation, biological process: C-terminal protein methylation. The transcript has a single exon. NCBI's taxonomy places the organism in Eukaryota, Fungi, Ascomycota, Sordariomycetes, Amphisphaeriales, Sporocadaceae. Bases 1 to 1092 code for a protein of 363 amino acids.